Guyanagaster necrorhizus is the source of this 1801-nucleotide messenger RNA. RefSeq lists its product as uncharacterized. NCBI's taxonomy places the organism in Eukaryota, Fungi, Basidiomycota, Agaricomycetes, Agaricales, Physalacriaceae. Bases 148 to 1614 code for a protein of 488 amino acids. The record is from RefSeq and is a predicted model, not a curated record. The transcript is spliced from 6 exons.
CUUUAUUACAGCAUUUCUAUGCCCUAUCCUUUAGGUCUGUCCUUCUCUGGAGGUGUUAAUCAAUCUCUUACAGUCUCCUACAGAUACGUAGAUAUUUACCGAAUCGUCACACUAUAGAACGCUCUCCGUUCGCUGAAGAGAUAUACGAUGACUGGGUCGUCGUAUCGUCUCGAGGCACCUCGUUCUCGGCAGCGUCCGGACCCUUUGCAUUUUGAACACUCGUCAUUUACCCCAUCUUCGGUCAUUAGCAGCCAUCAACAGUCGCCGAAGUCACCCCCCCUCCUUUACGAGCUGCCUUCUUCUACAUCCAUGUCGCCACCUACGAGCCCCAAGUCUAAGGGACGCCUCAUUUCACCGACGUCACCCUCGUUUCCUGGGCGCCCAAGAACACCUAGGAGCGGCAGACCGACCCCAUCACCGGUUCGUCGGAAUCGUUCAGUCACCCCGCUGGGAGUCGUUCAAAGUGACCUAGAAAGGUUCACCGACCAAUGUAGAGCCUGGUAUUUCAAUCAAGACGAUAAAGCUGGACAUCUGAUGACCCAGACUCUGGCGACUAUAGCUCCAUCUCAACGUGCGUCUUACGCGAGGUUGCAAGCGUCCACACGCGCAGCCUACCACCGUUCCGUAACUGCAAGAAGACACGCUGAAUUUGAGGCCCACUUGAGUGCUACACAACCUGGUGGAUCCUUAUUGCCCCAUUCCCGAGCAAAGCCAAGCAGUCCUGCCGCACAGAGAGAACGUCUCGAUCGAUUCCAGCGCUUUCUGCGAACAUGGUGUACAUUAGGGAUGCCGGGACCGCAACCUUUCUUUUACGGAUUAUGGGCAUUAAUGCGAUUGCAAACUAUAGCGGAGAAUAUCGGGGGUGCAGGUCGCAAUAGAAUAGACUGGGAGAUCGACGAUGCUGUGUUUAAGGAGACAGCUGGGAAAGAUUUCAUGCUUGAAGCAAUAGAUGUUUUAAAAGGAGUCCUAGCAUUCGAAGAAACAUCUUCACCCAAACGGCCUUCAUCUACCGUUAACGAUGAUCCUGCCCCGCACGGCGCACAUUCACGUUCCCAAUCUCAGCCUCUCUCAUCCCAAAGCCCUAUGCAUAUGAUGAAGAGUGUGACGCCUAAACGUCCACGGGCUCCUAGUGAUCCCUUUUUGGAUACACCUGCGCUUUCACGCUCCGAUGGAUCAUCAUUAUCACAAUCAUCUGAUACCAACUCGACAUUACUUACGACUCUGAUUUCUGAUACAAUAGACGAUCCUCCAAGUCCUCUCUCUGUCUAUGAGGUAGAGUAUGUGUCGCCAACGCCUCGAGGCAGAUCUGCGUACGAUGAUUUGUCCGAAGAGUUGUUGCGUGUAUGGACAUCGCCCGACCUCCCAAAUUCUGAGUACCGUGACCUACUCAAUUCGUUCCCCUCUUUUCUGACUCGACGUCCUUUGAUUCGGUUUCCGAUACCAUCCAACUCACACACGACUGAUUUGGAGGAAGGAUUUGUGGAUACGCUGGACGCAAAACAAAUCCGUUUCGGAACCGGUUGCAUGUGGGUUGGUCCUCGGCAGCGUAGUGAUGGUUGGCAGGGCAGUUGGUGGUCAAGGUUUAUCUUCUGGUGGAAAGAGACAUUCUGCUAGAUGCAUCGUACCUUUUGUCUUUUUCUUGUUCUGACUUGUUCCCACUGCGCUUGGACCAUCGGUAUGUAUCCUUCAUGCAUCUUCCGCAGUUAAGUAUUUUGUUUCAAUGUUUUGCAUUUCUCGCACCAUCUACAGGAAGUACUUGCACACAACCUAUCAUAUCUCACUGUUUAUGGCGACUCGGGAC